GUAUUGUAGAUGUAUUUCAGGAACUGAGAUAGCAAAAUCCCCUCAAAAAUACACACCUUUUGCAAAAUCUAUGCUGUUGGUUGGCAUUAGCACUGAUCGAAAAAGACAAAGAUGUCCAGAAGUUCGCACAAGGGUUAAACACAACAUUGAAUUAUAUGCAUACAAUUAUACUUGAUUACUGUUGGACCCUCCAGAAAUCCAGGUCACUGAAUCCAGUGAAUGCAGAGAUUUUCCAUCUAUUCCAUAGCCUAAUUUUAUGAAUGUGCUUGCAUAGGGAAUAUAUUUGCUGAAAGCUGCGUGAGGAAUUUAAAACGGCAGUUUACAGAAGCUGUUAAAAGAGUCAACAUCAGUAUUGCAGAAUAAUAAUGCAAGAUGUUUCUGGACAGAAGCACAUUUCCAUUCAUUUAUACACCGAUACCAGUCAUCAUCAUCUAAACCCAGUAGAGGUCGUCUUCCUCGUUCUCAUUAUAACGCGCCUCAUCACCAGUGUGCAUGCAUACCCGCGCUCGCGCACCGGAUACGUGAUAUUUUCCAAUCAAAAGGAGACGACUUUCCGUCGCAAAAUUAUUGAUAUAAUUGGACGAUUAUAAGAUAGCGUCGUUUGAUAUUCCAAUACAGAAUCUGCUGCUGGUAAAAUGCGAUAACCUGUUACAAUAACGCUCGCGUGAUUGAUGUGGUGGUCGCUGCUGUUUGACGGUUUGCAGACGCAUCGCCUUUUAAAGUUUCGAUGCUGCCACGUCGGCUGACCUAAAACAGUGGAGAGAAGACCUCAGUCCAAGGAACUGGAAAGGAUAGAUCAAAUGUCUUUUUCGGGACCUUUCGGCCUAUUGCUGAAUUUAUAUCUAGCCAGAUGGCCCCAAGAAAUGCGCGUAACGGUUUCUACAUUUUGGGCUCCAGUAACGGGAAUGGCAACGCUGGAACCCAAGCCAUGUCGGAAUGGAUAGGCUUAUCGUGGUCGCAUAACGCUGGCCGAAAACGUGUUGACCUGGACGGAGUCAGAGUGUGGACCAAAUGUCUGAUAUCUGUUGGAAUUACGCUGCUCCUGGUACCGUCCAUAUUGGCCAUAAAUGAUGAAGGAAGGCUUGAGGCAUCAGUACAAACCCCCAAUCCUCCCCAAGAUCCAACUGGAGCCCCAAACACCACAGUCACUUCUUCACUGCUGGAAGAGGAAGAUUUCAAUUUGGAGUUACAAUCCUUGCCAGCAGGGGCAGAGAGCACAAGGGAAGAGCCUGUGUUUGCCUCAGUACAGACCCUGAAGGUUGCAGAGACGCUGCCUGAGGAGCUGGUGCAUUCUCUGUCCUCCCCACCCAGCAACAGUGACAAUCGCACCAAUCAAAAGUCCCCUGGGGAGCUGGCUGUCAGAGUGCCAAAGCCAGUGUCCCCAGCACAUAAAAUCAACAGUGUCUUGACCACUAGCUCAGACGAUACACUCAGUGAAUUCCCCAGGAACCCUGACCUGCCCACAGCCCUAGGUUCCUCUUUCAUGUCUCUGGCAGACAUAGAUGCCUCCAUCACUGACAAUGUGACAAGUCCAGUCUCCAUUUCCACUUUCCCAUUUAAUGUCACCUCUCCUGAAAGGGCUGACAACGCUUCAUCUGUCACUUCGACACACAACAACUCCCACACCGUGACCAGCAACAGUCUCCAACUUACCACAGUGACCACCACAACUGUCACGCCCUUAACUCUGACAUCCAUGACUGUGACUCCGCCUACUAUAGCCACUGUGGCAAAAGAGGUAGAGACUACGUUGGUGCCCACAACAGUUGCCGAAACCACCACAACCAAGACAGAACUGCCAACAACAAUGACUACGUCUACGACAACCACAACGACAACAACAACUACCACCACCACCACCACCACCACAAAAGUAGCACCAACAACCUCAAAAAUACCAACAACAACUUUAGCGACCACCACAACAUCAACCCCUCUUCUAACCACCGCCUUAUCUACCUCUGGAAGCACCACGACUGAACUGAGCACCCCACCCACUGAUAGUACUUUGUCCUGCAAUGUGACUGAACGGUUAUGGCUGAAAACAGUAUUGUCCAUCCAGAUGCGACGAAAUCGGCUAGAGGCUGGAAUGAGACCGAACCUGUCUAAAGGUUUCACCCAGGCCCUGCAGAGAGCUUUCAAUGACAGCAGCAUCCGUGUUCAGUUGGAAAGAGAUAUCUGCACCCCUUCAAAUGUGACCGUGGGUUAUUAUGUCAUGAGAGGGAAGACCGUUAUUGUAGCUUCUGUUGUGAUGGACACCAUAACGUCCUAUGGGUUUGACAAGCUAUUGGAUGACAUCAGAGUGUAUGUGCCUGCCAUAUUGGCAGUCCCCAGUCCAGUGGCCCAUUGGCUUCCCAGCCUCGGCAUCCACCUGCAACUCAAAACAGUUCUUAGGUUUGUCGGGCCAACAGAUGACAUCAGGUCUUGUGGUUUCAUCCAAAUGAUGGAGCAACGGUUGGAAAAUGUGUUUACCGAGGCAUUGGAAAAAAUUGAGGACUCUUAUGGGGCUCUUUCAGUUGAGAUCCUGAAUGCAUAUCAAACAGGAAAUUCUUUGGCAGUGACACUGGUGUAUAUAGUGUGGAAUGGUAGCACUCCUUUGAACGGUACAGUGUCCAGUGGUCUGCUUAACCAGUUAACUGCUGAGCUGGUGGGCUACUUUCUAUUCUUCCCCCCUCUGAUCAUUGCGGAGCCUCUAGAGUACCACAAUCUCAACACUUCAGUAGCAACCAGAGAUUACUGGGUAAUCACAGUAAUUCAGGACGUUGACAGCUCUUCUCUUGAGGGGAGUUAUCAGAGCUUUGCUAGUCUAAUGGAGCAGCGGCUGGUUGAGCUCUUUCUGGUUGCCAGUCGUCACGGUCUUCGUUUCAGGAGAGCCACAACUGUAGACGAAUACACUGUACAGAUGGUCAGUAUACGGCGACUGCCUGGGCCCAAGAACCCAGCUGAAAUGACCUACUAUGUGCAGAUAGAUGGUUCUCCAAUUACUGGCACCUCUGCGGCUAAAACCCUCAAUAUGGUGGACUCUCAAACUAUGGCUCUCACUCUGGGCUACUUUGUCCAAAUUCAGGCAGAAGCGGUGGUAAAGAGUCUGCCUAGUAACUACUGGAUACUGGCAGUCCUGAUACCCGUAUCGCUAGUGAUGGCUGUGGUAAUCAUAGCGGUAGCUGUCAUAUGCAGAAGAAACCGUUCUGUCUUCAAGACCAGUGCUUUUCGCAAUUUCCAUCCUCGCACCAAGGCUUCAUAUCGAAGAGAUGGAAGUUACCACCACCAGCCUGUGCAGGGUUUCGACUAUGCCAAGCAGCACAUGGGCCAGCCAGGUGAGGAGGCUCUCACUGUCACCAAGGAAACACUUGUCCUGUCCCUCCCCGUACGGGAUGCCCCACUCACACAGGACAGGGUAUCAGUGGCAUUACAAGAUGGGACUGCCUCAAAAAGACCCCAGUUGACAGAGAUGCAUCUCAGCAGGUUGCCAAGCGAGGAUGGCUCUAUUUCGAGCAACGAUUCUGGGAAGCUGAACACAGGCAGGAGCUCCAUAGCUCGGAGAAGUACAGCACAGAAAGCACCCAAAGAAGAGCAACACACAAGAAAUGACCAUUAUGACUCUCUAACUGGCUCUCUUCGCCUCAUUACCAUCAAGCCUAUGGCUGCCCCCCUCAAUUUUUCCUAUCCUGACUCAUCCAAUCACAGCCAAGACUCUGUCAUCCUGAAUGGAGAGGUAAAUAUUGGACUGAAGCAGAAGUCAGACAUUGAGCAUUAUCGGAACAAGUUGAGGUUAAAGGCUAAAAGGAAAGGUUACAGUGAUGGUCCUGUAUCUAGCAGUAGUGGAAGUGGCAGUGGACACUUGUACAGCCAUCGAGACAGGCUAAGGCGAGAGAAUGCAUCCCUGGAUUUGGAAGAUUUGCGGGGACCAAAGGAGAACAGGAAACCCUCCACUUAUGUAAAGUACCGCAGGAGUGACUCCCAUAGGGAACCUGCAUAUUGGAGCAGGCAGUCUCUGCACACCCCUAGUCCAGUGGAGACAGAGAUGGACAUGCUGGUCAUGAGGGAGAGAUCUAGAAGGGGAAUCCGCAACAGCGGCUACGAUGGUGAGCCAGAGCCAAUUGAAGAGACCGAUGUGGAUCACCUUCUGAGUUCCCUUGGUUUUGGUGUUGACCCUCAGGUCAAAGGUCAUUCUGACUCAUCCACCCUAAGUUCCCAACCAUCCAUUGAUGAAGUGAGGCAGCAGAUGCACCUACUCUUGGACAACGCCUUUGGCCUGGCCUCUGCUGAGCCUACUCCAACCAACCACCACCACCAUCACCACCACCACCACCCUCAUAGUCCUUACAACCCCAGCCAUAGUAGCCCCUACUUGGAUGGAGUUACCAGCGCACCUGGCACUAUGAACCACCCCAACGGAGCUCUUCAGCGUGGCUCCUCCUUUGGGCCAGAUAUGCACCAGUGUAGCCUCCCCAAGCCUGGAUUCAGGUUUACCCAGCUGCCUGAUAUGGGUUUGGGGUCCCCACCCCCCCUUAUUCCUCCAAGAGGAGCAGCCCCACCUGGAACUUCACUAAGACGGUCGACACCAGACAUGAGUCUGAAGCCUCGUGUCUCUGAUGCCUCUGAGAUGAGUCAGCACAAUGGCACCCCCUAUCUGCCAAUCAGUCGAGCUCCAUUCCCCGCUGUUACUGUCGAUGAGUCUAUGGCAAGCUACUCAGGAAACCCAAUGACAGCAGUAUAUGCCAUAUCUGCCAACCGCCCUGGCUACUCUGACUACUUUGUCCUGUCUCCACCAUCCUCCUACCGGAGUCCCUCUUGGAUGUCAUACCCUCCAGAGCCAGAAGACCUUCCACGUCAGUGGAAUGACACGGUAAAGAACCAGUGUCAUCUGGAAACCAUUUGCUGAACUGGAUUUAGUUCUGAUGUUGAGCAGAUACAGAAAUUUACAAGGGGUGCAUACCACCAAAAAUAAUUGUUGCCAACUCUGAAAUUACUCAUCCAGCAGCUCUAACCCACCUCAGAGCUCAGCUGAACAGCCAACCCGACCCGUAAUCCACAAAGUCACCUGCCGGCCUCAUCAAGAUGCAGCACCCGUUAAUAAUCAACGUCCCUGUGAGGGUAAAUCGCAACCUGUCCUUGACGUAUAAAAACCAUGUUGAACAAACAGCAGGUUGUCUCACUGGCCAAAACUGUGUUUUUCUUAAAGCUUUUUCAAAUUACGAAACAAGUGUUGUAUCUUAUGCAGCUGGCUUUAUGUGUUUUAAACACUUAAGUUAUUAAUAAUGGAAAACUAAAACGUUUUUUUUUUUUUUGUCUUGGGCAAUCUUAGCUUCACUGGUGCGUUUCUGUGUCUUUUGCUGUAAUUUGUGAUUUUUUUUUAGAAAAGGUUAUAACUGCAGGUGAUUUCUUUUUGUGCACACUGUAUGGCUUACGUAAAAAUGUUGACAAUGAAUGGCGUAAAAGAAAUGUACAAUUUGGAGGGAUGUGACAUCCUGUACUGUAUCUACUGUACGCAUUCAAGCAGAAAUAGUAGAUGCUUUAUCUUUCUCUCAGAAAUGCCAUAGCUUAUGCUGUAUUAAAGUGUUUCACAAUGCACAGCCAUUCAUAAAAGGCAUGAAUCAUCUUUAGGUAUGUUGUGGGUAGCCAUAAAGUUUUAGUUGACAAAAAGAUUUAAAAGUAGUUAAACCCAGAUGCCAGAAUUAUAGUAGAAAGCAAGGGCUAGACUUUAAGAGGGAUUCAUAUUUUUACUGGCUUUUUGUAAGUACUUAAAGAGUGACUAAAAAUAUAUUAUAUAUAAAAUCAAAUAAUAUAAUAUUUUAUUGCCUUAUUCAUAAAAGGUACCUAUAUAUAUAUAUAUAUAAUAUCAGAUAGCGAAAUCUAGAUAAAUUAUCUGUUGAAAUAUACAGCAUACACCAAAAUUGACUUGAAAUCAGAUUUAGAAAGACAUAUUUAUCAAAUUGAAUACAAUAAACACAGCAUAAUUCUUCAUAUUUUCAAGUUGUAAGUAAGUACAGUGUUACGUAUGAAUCAUUUGGCAUGUGUUCUUAAGAGAAUGAUUCUAAUGCAUGUAGUCUGGACACAAGAAUUAAAAGGGUUUUGUAUGUGAAGCAAGACCCAUAUUUUCUUUGGGCAGUUAUAGAAAGGGUUAGGUUAGUUCUACUCAAAAAAACAAACAAACAAAUAUAAAAUUAAAACACAAUUCAGAGACAUACACAGCUGAAGUAUCCCAUUAAAAAGACGCUAUCUAGUCAAUGUACAACCAUUUUUUGUUAAGGUGCAUUCGCAGAAUGACGCAUUGCAAUCAAGCUGCCUUGGAAUAUAUUAAAUGUCAUAAUGACAUAAUCGGAUUAUGAAAAUCGCAAAACCAUAACAUAAUGUGUUGGAUAAAUUGUUAUAAAUGCCACAGAUGAUUACAUUUUUUUUUUAAGAAUGUUGUCCUUUUGGUUUAAGUAUGUUGAUGCGGGGAUGUGCAAAUAUCUUAACUAUCCCUUAAUUGUUCCUUUUUAAAGUAUUUUAUUUUAAUAUUUUUAUAUAAAUUACAUCACCCUUUUUGGCCAACAAUGGAGGAUAUUCUGCUAAAACGGUUACUAGUGUAAAAUAUAGUGCUUCAAAUGAAAAAAAAAAAAAAAAAACUUGUGAAACUAUGUGAAAACAAUUGUUAAUAUUCAUUACAGAGUGUCUAUUUACACUAAGUGCAAAUAGCUCAUCUUGUUGGCAGAGGCUAUAUACACUAACUCCGCCCACUACUGCUCAGACUAAACUCAAGACACACACGACAGAUUUAUUUGGAGUUAACUGCUGAUCAAAUGAAGGCGGGCAUAUUUAAAUUUUUCGUGAUUGGGCAGAGACAUUUAACUGGUUAACGGGUUAGACAUUUAGUGGAUUAAGAGAUUGGAUAACUAAGUGACAAUCUGUGCUCCUGAAGUCUGGUACAAACACAGAAUUUUACAACAAACUGCUCCCCCAUGUGCAGCCUAUGUAGCUCUGGGUGUUAUGGUAUGUGUAUGUGUUGUCACGCUGGAGAUCUGGGUUAGAAUCCCACCCUUUGACAUACUUUCCCCAUGUCUCUACUCUUAAUAUUUCCUAUAAUGCUAUUUAUAGUAAUAAAUGAAAGAGAUUCCUCUCAGUGAUUUGGUCAGAAUGAAGAUCAGGGAGUUGAGAGAAGGAUUUGAUCCAGAUAAAAUGAACCAUGGUUUUACUGUAGUAAUAUUGUAGUAACCAUGUGUUUUGGUGGAAACUAUAUAGUUCUGUUGUACUAACCAUUGUGUUACUUCAGUAACAUGUUGUUAAUAGUAGUUAAUUGUUACCAUGUUUAAUUUUGUGGUUAUUAUGAUUUUACUACAAAAAUGUCAUGGUGAUACUACAGUUACUGUAGUAAAAUCAUGGUUCAUUUCUGUAAUGUAGGGUUAGGGGUAGGGGUUGGUGUAGGGUGUCUGUGGGACUCCAAAUAAAACAAUAAAAUGCUGCAGUGUCACUAUACGGUAUUAGUAUUUAAACAGGGGUGUAAGAAUAUCUGCCACUAUUUGCACUAGUGUGCAAAUAGCAUCUAACGCUGUUUGCACUUAUUGCAAAGAAGAUGCUUUUUGUUGCUUUUAACACGUAGUGCAAAUAGCCUCUGCCUAUUUAUUAUGUGUACAUUAUCGUAACAAAUCAAAUGUUGAUGAAUUGUUUCCUACUUAUACAACACUAAACGACUUCAUAUUUUCCAGAUGUACUGUAUAUUUCCCCUUCGAUUCUGUAAAAACAAUAUUUGUUUUAAACAUUCAACUUGUCUUUUAUUUUCUUCCUGAUUAUUUUCCAUAGCAUAAUGUAAAAUACCCAUCAUUAUAAUCUUGGUUUAGCACUUUGAAAAACUCAUUCUUGUGGGUUGCACACUGAAUCAAAUCUAAUAAAAACUACAGAGCAUUUGAUCAUUUAAAAAUGAUUAAAUAGUCUAAAAUGUGGUUUAUAUUGUUUCAUUUAACAUGUUGGAUAUCCGAUUCAUUUUAGUGAAUCGGUCCAUCCUUUAUGUUCCUCAGGUGUAGUGUUGGAAAGUUCAAUUAAUUCAAGUGAAUCAGUUCACUUGGACGAUUCAUGUAAAUGUCCAGAUUAAAAAACAACUC
This is a messenger RNA of Xyrauchen texanus (razorback sucker), 8081 nucleotides long. RefSeq names its product UPF0606 protein KIAA1549L-like. The record is from RefSeq and is a predicted model, not a curated record. The coding region runs from base 851 to 4885 and encodes 1344 amino acids. The transcript has 23 exons. NCBI's taxonomy places the organism in Eukaryota, Metazoa, Chordata, Actinopteri, Cypriniformes, Catostomidae.